Messenger RNA from Myodes glareolus (Bank vole), 7319 nucleotides. It is a transcript of the gene Tsc22d2, whose product is annotated as TSC22 domain family member 2. Gene Ontology annotation, biological process: regulation of transcription by RNA polymerase II. The record is from RefSeq and is a predicted model, not a curated record. Lineage: Eukaryota; Metazoa; Chordata; Mammalia; Rodentia; Cricetidae.
AUGGCUAGGACCAAAGCCAAGGCUUUGUCUGCUGGCUCCACCCUGUUCACCUUUUCAACAUGGCAGAUGUACCCAGGUGAAUCACGCUCACCUUCCCAACUCUGGGAAGCAGGCGGCGGCGUGUCGGCCCGGAGCGUGGCGGGGGCGCUCGCCCAGACCCUGGCGACGGCCACCACUCCGGUGUCCACCCCGGGCCCGAGUAGUGCAACUCCAUCUCAGCCCCCCGCCACUUGUAGUUCCCGUUUCCGCGUGAUCAAGCUGGACCACGGGAGCGGAGAGCCGUACCGGCGCGGCCGAUGGACGUGUAUGGAAUACUACGAGAGGGAUUCGGAUAGUACCCGCUCCGGGGAUUGCAUCCGCCACAGCAAUACUUUGGAGCAGACUGCCGAGCGGGACAGCGGGCUGGGCGCCACCGGAGGGUCGGUGGUGGUGGUGGUGGCCUCCAUGCAGGGGGCGCACGGGCUGGACUCGGGAACUGACAGCUCCUUGACUGCUGUGUCACAGCUACCCCCGUCGGAGAAAAUGAGCCAGCCCACUCUCGCCCAGCCGCAGAGUUUCAGCGCUGGGCAGCCUCCGCCGCCCGUAGGUGGGGCUGUGGCUCCAAGUUCGGCACCGCUGCCGCCGUUCCCGGGAGCGGCGACUGGGCCGCAGCCCAUGCCGGCAGGAGCUCUGCCAACCCAGCUCCAGGGAGCCGUGGCAGGCGGCACCCUCCCGGGGCCUGUUGGCCAGGCUCUGCCACCGACGAAUGUAAACCUGGCGCCGCCAGUGGGCCUGGCCACCCAACCAGGCCCGGCGGUGGGCUCCUCGCUGCCGCAGCAUCCCCAGCAGUUCGCGUAUCCCCAGCCUCAGCUAACACCCGGGCAUUUGGUGCCCGUGCAGCCCUCCGGCCAGAGCGAGUACCUGCAGCCGCACGUGGCCCUGCAGCCGCCCAGCCCUGCGCAGCCCUUGUCUUCAAGCGCUGGCGCGACCUCGGCUUCGACGGCCAGCUUUCCUUUGGGCUCUGGCCAGAGCGUCUCCUCCUUGGGUGCGCAGAUGAUGGGCGCCCCUUCCCAGCCCAGUGAAGCUCCAGGUCCGGUUCCUGGCGUCCAGACCGCUCCUUGUCAGCCGGCGGGGGUGGCCCCAGCUGCUAUGGGAGGCGUGGUGCAGCCAGGCUCGGGGCUUCCCGGGGCUGGGCAACCCCAGUCCGUGCAGCCUCCGCCGCAGAUGGGGGGCAGUGGUCAGCUGUCAGCCGUGCCUGGUGGUCCUCACACCGUGGUGCCCGGAGUUCCAAACGUGCCUGCCGCGGUACCCGCUCCAAGCGUGCCUAGUGUGCCCACCACUUCUGUUACUAUGCCAAAUGUACCCGCGCCUCUGGGCCAGUCUCAGCCGCUGAGCAGCCAUACGCCAGUCAGCCGGAGCAGCAGCGUCAUCCAACAAGUUGGGCCGCCCUUAGGGCAAGGCACACAUAGUGCACCAACGAGCCUACCACAGUCUGACCUAAGCCAGUUUCAGACUCAGACACAGCCUUUAGUCGGGCAAGUUGACGAUACUAGAAGAAAAUCAGAACCCCUACCUCAACCACCACUUUCUCUCAUUGCUGAAAAUAAGCCUGUUGUGAAGCCUCCAGUUGCAGAUGCCCUGGCAAACCCCCUUCAGUUAACACCUAUGAACAGUCUGGCCAGCUCUGUAUUCAACAUAGCUAUUCCUGUUGAUGGUGAUGAAGACAGGAAUCCUUCAACUGCUUUCUACCAAGCGUUCCAUUUGAACACGUUUCAGGAAUCAAAGAGCCUCUGGGAUAGUGCAUCUGGGGGCGGUGUUGUAGCCAUUGACAACAAAAUAGAACAAGCAAUGGAUCUGGUGAAAAGCCAUUUGAUGUAUGCAGUAAGAGAAGAAGUGGAAGUUCUAAAGGAGCAAAUAAAAGAAUUAGUGGAAAGAAACUCUUUACUUGAACGAGAAAAUGCACUGUUAAAAUCUCUUUCAAACAAUGAUCAGUUGUCCCAACUCCCAGCCCAACAGGCCAAUCCUGGUAGCACUUCUCAACAACAAGCAAUGAUAGCACAGCCUCCUCAGCCAACGCAACCUCCACAGCAGCCGAAUGUCUCCUCAGCAUAAAGCUUUCUUAAGCCUCAUUAAGGAAAAACUGAAAGCAAUCUUUCCUUGUGUGCCACUGGUGUUCUUUCCACUUUCUAGAAAGCAAGUAGCCAUUGCUUCGGCUGUGUGCUUGGCCUUUUCAGUAUUAGACAAUCGUUCUACAGGAGCUUUCCCUCUCUGAGAUGUCAUGCAGCACUGUUGAUGUCCACUUCUGUCAUCAGGACAUGAGGAGAAUAAUAGACGGGGUUUAUUAAAGCAAGCAGAGUCUACAUUCUACAUGUGCGCAUGAGUGGGAUCUUUAGAAGUUUUGGUGGCUCUCCCAUGUUCCUUAUCACCCGUGGGUUUACCUUGAGCCUUCCUGUCACAUUAUAUAUAACAGUUCAUCUAAAGAGCCACUUUUCUUUCAAUAUCAGUAACAUUUGCCUACGUAAGUUUUCAUUUAUUUUAUGUUUUAUUUAUUACAGGGCUGCUAUUUUCAUAAUGUACAUGAACAAUGUCACAGAACUUUUUUAAUUUUUUGGAUAAUUAUAAGUAUCAGUAAAGGAAUUGAAAGACAGGAUUACAUUUAAUAAAAUGUUUAGGCAAUAAUUGAACAAAAGAAUCCUGGCACAUUUCUAACACUAAUGGCAAUUUACCGUUGGUAUUUAUUUUCAAUAGUAAAGAUCCAGCUUGAAUGUAAAUUUUGUAUAGUGUAAGUAUGAAAAACACAGUGCACCUGUGACUGUAUACAGGUAGUCACCAGUUAUUGUGAUAUAAUAAAUAAUUGGGCUAUUUUCAUGAAGAAAACUUUGUUCAUUUGUUUCUACUUUCUAAUAGAAAUUGCCAUGAUUCCUCUGCUUUUCAACAUUUCGUAUGACUUUUUUUUUUUUUUUUUGGGUGGGAAUAAAAAAGCUGUGAAAUUGUUCAACCUACUUUGUAACCAAAGAAGCAAAGCUGUGUAAUGGAGUUUUGUUUUGUUUUAUAAUGCACAUUCUUUAUGUAUUUUUAUUUAGUGUUUUCUUGGUCACAAUUUUCUUUGCUGUCUAGCAUGAUCUGCAUGGCCUGUAAUCUUUGAACCACUUUCGUACCUCAUGUUUUAUCCAGCACUCUUAUUGUACUGUGUACUAGUCUGUGAACAAUGUCAAAUAAAAAGAACGAACAGGUCGUAUGGUGGAGCUGAGCUAGUGUACAAUGCACCAGUUGUACAAAAACAAAAAUGAAGUGAGCCAUCUUUUGUUCAUUUAAAAUGGUGUUUUGAAUUUCAUAUGCAGAAAACGUUUUGUUACAUUGCAGAUUUUAAUGUAUUUAAUAAAUGCAACAUGCAGAUUAAGUGCAGUGUAUACUGAGUAUUUAAAUUAAAAUGUACAUUUCAUAAAUACAGUUUCAAGAGAAAGCAUCAUUUUGUGUAUACUAACACAUUAAGUGUAUGUCAGAAAUUGAUGUAAAAAUAUAUAUUUUAACACAUUUUCUGAAAUUAAACUGCAGUUUUGUUCAAAUAUUUGGCUCUAUAUGUGUUCAGAAUUUGACUAGAUUUGUAUUUUCACAGUUUAAAAUAAUUCCUUAAAUGAAAACCCAUGAUGUUAUUAAUGACAAUGAUAGUUCUUAAAUUUUCAAAGUAAAAUAAUUUAAAGAACAUGAGAAUGGUGAGCAAUAUUUGUACUCAAUAUUCAUAUUAUGUUAACAAUAUAAAUAGAAAAUCCUCGUCUACCAAAACUUUUACUUGAAUUCAGAAAGGUGCCUGUAGAAAUUAACAUGUCCUGUAUGGGUAGCCCACUAACUAAUUCAUUCUUAAUGAGAAACAGUAGUUAGGUCUCCACGCUAGAAGAGAUCAAAUGUUCUUUAUCUAUUUGAAUCAUUCUAGCCUCAAAUGAAAGUCAUAAAAUCGAAACACGUGAAAUUACCAAAUAUUUUAUAUUCUAGUGCUAUGGGAAAUAAUGCUCAGUAAGCAAAUUUUUCAUGUUGAUUAGUAACAUUAGAAAUACUUAAGAGAAAGAGCUAGAUAAGUAUGUAGACUUGAGUAAGUAAGAACUCUUAAGGCUGCAGAGUGAGAUUCUAGUAGAGCCACCAUGGGCACAGGAGGAUGUGAACCUGCUGUUGGAAUGUGAGCCCUAAGAUUACCUUGGUGCCCUUCCAAUGCUAACAGUGAGGGACCUCACACAGUGAAGAGCUAGAAAAGGGUUGCAGGAGAACACAGAUAAAUGGCAGACUGCUGCCUAAGAAUGCACAAGAUCUCUUUGAUGCCUGGCACGGGAAAAAAGAAAAAUUUAGUGUGAUUUUUGUGAAGCUAAGAAGUGAGUUUUUAUUCUAGAGAUAGAAAAGCAUUUUAUAAACAAAAUGUAAUAGUAGUCACCAAGGAAAUGAUUAAUAUUUUAUGGUUUAAAAUGGUAACAACAGUUGCCACUACUUCUAUUCUUUAAAAGGGGGAGUCUUAGAAAAUAGUUAAAAACAAAUAAAAUUGGUUCCAAAAGGCUUAAUCUCUAGUAUACUAAGAAAUGUAAUCAGUUAUGUCAUCUUUUAAAUAGCAGGAGUUAGUGUAGUUCGUAAGAUGGGCUUUCCUAUGUUCUCCAGGAUGAAAUUUGGCAAUGUCUAUUAGGAGCUUUAAUAUGAAUAAGCUAGCUCAGUAGCAUGAUGCUUAACUCGAGGUGCAGUGUUUAAAAAACGCAAGUGUGUGCCUGUCCUGUGUGUUCACUCCUUCCCUUAGAACUCAGAAGUUUUAUUGAUCACCUACUCUGCCCCUUAAGAUUGUCAGUGAAGUUUACAUCUAAAUCCGAUCCCAUUUCCAUGAGGCACAUUGCACUGCAGAGUCAGGAACAAAUGUGGGCAGGGUAUUUGUGCUUUUGUUAGGAAAUAAUCGAAUUUUAAUUUCUCCCUAAUUGGUUUGUUUGGGAUCUUCAUUUAGAUCUCUGUUGGGGUUAGAGUCUCCAAAUACAUAGAAUAUCAGCUAGUUGAAAUUCCAGUGUAGGGGCAAGUCUUAAAGGAAUAUCAUCCACCUUUGGUUUUCUCAGUCUCAGCCUACAGAACAGGUGCUACUACAGAAACUGUGUUGGCUUAGUUUUCUGAUACGACCGUGCAUGUACAAUUGGAACCUAACUUUGCACAAAGAAAAUUAAUUUUUAAGUAGUUCUAAUAUAAUCUUGAAAUGCAUCCAAUCAAACAAAACUGUGUGAAGAGUUGGAGAACUAACUGUUAGAUGAAACUGUUUGGCCCUGGUGACAAGUCCCAUAUGAUAGAUACGUUUAAAUUCUCUUCAGAGAAUUCUGUUAAAGGAGAAAACCCUAUCCUCGGAAUUCACAACUGAGACUACACAAACCAACCAAUACAAUGAUCCGAGAAAUACAGUCAAGGAUGGAUUGUUUUGCCCAGGGCUUUCCUGAAAUGUGGCGCCUGAGUCUUGAAGGUCCCAAGAGACAAGAGGAAGAAGGGCAUUCCAAACCCAAGAAAAGCCUGCUGAAAGCUCCAAGGACAUAAACAGGGCUCCUAAAAAGCACAGGAUUUAUGGGAGAGACCAGAAGUAAUUGCCCCAUCCAUGUUGGUAGUUUGAAAGUGUUGACAAGAAUGACUGCUUUGAUGAUGGCCAGUGGGAUGUGCUCAGUUCAGUCCAAUGGUAGAGUGGCUGACGGGAACUGGAGACAAUUUAGAAAAAAUAAUCGAGAAAAUGAGAGCAUUCCGUGGGCAAAUUACCCGACGUUUAUUGAAGUUGAAAAUUCCUCUACCCCUUUUCUAUGAAUAUUCCACUCUCAGUAUCGGCACUUUGUUCUCUUUUGUUUCUUUGAGGAAGCAACACCUCAGCCAAUACUUGAAAGUUUGUCAGUCUUACGUCCAGGAGCCCUGCAUCUCUGCAACACUAACAAUGUCUUUGCUUCCCGUUGAAGGAAUUGCGAGAAUUUAACAGGAAAAUGAGGCAGACAGGAAUUUGGUCACUCUGUGCCUCUGUAAAUUCAGCGCAGUGGUAAACAAUUAAAUACUCCGGUGAGUGGGAUCACCAUAAUUCUACAGCCUCUUGCUCCCUGAAGAGGUAGUCUGAGUUCUGACUCUGGUGCAGGUACAGACUUGUAAGGAUAGGUUUUACUUAGCUUUGCCUUUCAUUCUCUACAUAGGUCAGACCCACAGCCUUCUCACCCACACUCGGGUUUUCCUGCCCCCUGCUGUCAGCCCCCUAAGUAAUUCGUGUUUCUGUUUUCUAAUGCUAAUCACCUCUGGUGUUUACUUGCACCCGUUGACAAGCUGACAUUCCAAGGUACAUCUCUGUCUCAUAUUUCCAUAUCAGGUUACGAAUUUCUCCAUCUAAAUCUCUUCCAAUGCACAUCUUCUCUGGUUAAGUGAAGGAUAAUGCAAGUGUGCCCUUAGUGGGCUAUCAUUGGUCUGCCAAGUUCAAAUGUAGAAAUUGCUUUUAAAAAGUACUAUAGAAAGCAAUGUAAAGUUCACAGACCUGUACUUUUUCUUUCCUCUAUGUUUUAAUGGAUUUGUCAAAAAAAAGAAAAAAUCGGCUGUCUUUUAGAAUUGGCGAUUGGUGAUGGCUAAAUAGCUGUUACUUGGCACUGGCACCGUCCACUUGGACACUGAAUCUGUCCAACAUGAUUGGAUAGUGAGUGAGCUUUAGUUUUUUUUUUUUUUUUCUUCUCAGGGGAACUGAUAAAGUAGGCAGUUUGGAGUAUUUUCUGACCACCUAGUGUCCUGGAUCCCUGUGUUUACUGACCAGGACCUGCCCACAGAAGCCAUAAUGUUCCUCUGAUAGAAGGAAGGAAAGGAGAUGUGCUGACUUUAGAAAAAUGAUUGAAGUUUAAGACAAGCCAAAUAACACCCUUCAGCUUCUCCAUAAUGAAAGUUGAGGUCACUUGUAGUUCUGACUGUUCACAUGCUUUCAUUAUUUCCCUAAAACAACUGUAAAGUGCUCUUGCCCACCACAAUCCGAAACGUCUUCCAGAUCAGUUUCUACUCUCGUUUCGUUAGCAAUCCGUGCAUCUAUAGCUAGAUAACCCUGAAGAAGACAGCAGACAAGGGAUCAUCUCUCACACAUGGCAUAUGUGAUACUAGGCCAGCGUCUAGUCCUAGCUCACUGAGAAAUAAAAUUUGCAAAUCUCUUGAUAAGAUAGUAGUCUUACAUAAACAAAUAUACAUGCCGAAGUUUUGGGAAAUAAUGUGGGCUUUAUUUUCACUUUUAUUUCAUAGAAACGUUGGCAAGCAAUUCGAUUCUAUCUCAACUUAGGUGCUUAAACCUACAUGAAUGUUGGAGAACAGAAAGCUGUUUAGGGGAUGAUCUGUGCCCCCCC